AUGCCCGGACUGAUCAAAACUAAGGUGGUCUGGAACUAUGCCGUUCAACCUGAUGGUUCUCACCCACUGUUUGACGGUGUGAUACAGAAGCAAAAUGUCAAGCGGUGCGGAUUGCCCGCAGAUGUCGCCCAUGCAUUCUGUUUCGUCGCCAGCCCAGAAGCUUCUUUUAUCACGGGACAAAUUUUCGAUGUUGGUGGCGGCGAGACCUUCCAUUAG
This is a messenger RNA of Penicillium nucicola, 216 nucleotides long. RefSeq lists its product as uncharacterized. Gene Ontology annotation, molecular function: trans-2-enoyl-CoA reductase (NADPH) activity. Gene Ontology annotation, cellular component: peroxisome. The record is from RefSeq and is a predicted model, not a curated record. Gene Ontology annotation, biological process: phytol metabolic process. The coding region runs from base 1 to 216 and encodes 71 amino acids. The transcript has a single exon. NCBI's taxonomy places the organism in Eukaryota, Fungi, Ascomycota, Eurotiomycetes, Eurotiales, Aspergillaceae.